This is a messenger RNA of Adelges cooleyi (spruce gall adelgid), 862 nucleotides long. Its product is annotated as eukaryotic translation initiation factor 1A, X-chromosomal-like. The record is from RefSeq and is a predicted model, not a curated record. Gene Ontology annotation, biological process: translational initiation. Gene Ontology annotation, molecular function: RNA binding; translation initiation factor activity. The transcript has 6 exons. Gene Ontology annotation, cellular component: cytoplasm. Lineage: Eukaryota; Metazoa; Arthropoda; Insecta; Hemiptera; Adelgidae. Bases 192 to 638 code for a protein of 148 amino acids.
AUUUCCUUUUUAUUCAUUAGCCUUCAAUCUAUGUUUUUUUUUUCAUAAAACGCGGGUUUUUUCCUAUUUUUAACUAUAGAAUACCUAGGUCCCAAGAAAGUUAGCUUAUAACUUUUUUUUUAAGGCCGAUUACUCGCUUAACAUUGUUUUAUAAAUACAAAUUUACUAAGUAAUUUUCUUGUAUCGCAAACAUGCCGAAGAAUAAAGGUAAAGGAGGUAAAAACCGUAGACGUGGUAAAAACGAAAAUGAAACAGAGAAACGAGAGUUGGUGUUCAAGGAAGAUGGUCAAGAAUACGCACAAGUUACAAAAAUGUUGGGUAAUGGUCGCCUUGAAGCAAUGUGUUUUGAUGGAGUUAAACGACUUUGUCAUAUCCGAGGAAAACUAAGGAAAAAGGUUUGGAUUAAUCAAGGCGACAUUGUUUUAAUGGGUCUUCGUGAUUAUCAAGACACUAAAGCUGAUGUUAUUUUAAAAUACACACCAGAUGAAGCACGUAAUUUGAAAACUUAUGGAGAAUUUCCUGAAACAGUUCGUAUCAAUGAUACAGUUACGUUUGUGGACGAUGGUUUGGAUGAAGAUAUUGAAUUUGGAGACGAAAUCAGCGAUUCAGAACAAGAAGAUGCUGUUGAUAAUAUUUAAAUUAAGUUGGUGAAAAAUUGGCCAAAAGUGAUGGAUAUAAUUUGCCCAAGAAACAGACUAUAAUCCAAAAUAGUAAUUACAGCUCUUGCAUUAUAUGUAUUUGUGUGUUUUUUUUAUAUUUUUUGUUAUUCUUCCAAGUAAUUGGUAUAAUAAUAAUUUAUUUACAUGUAUUAUAUCUGUAGAGAAAAAUAUAUGUCACUUAAUUCAAUUUAAUUUAAAUUUUA